AUGGGCAUUUUAACACAGGCUCCCGCCGGGGUGGUUCCCGGCACCAUCAAGAUCGACUGUCUGGGCGCCUACAUCGGCAACGACAUCAUGCUUGGCCAGCACAACCUGGCGCUGCUGCUGCAACUGCUGCUUCUCUCGCUGUCGCCGAAACAGGGCGUGGUGCUCCAAGGGCUGCCGUCGCCGGUGACGUCUGAGGACGAAGACGAGGCGACGCCGUCGAAAGUGAUUUACGAUACCACCAAGGCGAACCAGAUUGCCGACGACGACCUUACGAAAAAUAUCACUCUUCCGAGACACACGCUGGAAGUGGUCCACAUUGCCGUGGAUAUUGGUGGCACGCUUACUAAGCUUGUCUACUUCACCAAGGCUCCCGAAAGACCUAACGGCAGCUUGUGUCGUACUGGGGGUAAGCUCCAUUUUAAGGAUUUCCAAACGGAAGACUUCAAGCUGGAAGUGCUUAAGUUCAUGCUUAAACUCGUGAAAAAAUCGGUGAAAGAUCCCAAUCAGCCUCCGAUCACUUACGUGAUGGCCACCGGUGGUGGGGCUCACAAAUUCAAUAAGCUUAUGACCCAACUGUUUGCCAAACACCGGUUCCCGAUGCAAAUCAUCGCUCUUGACGAAAUGGAGUGUUUGAUUAAAGGGCUUGAUUGGUUAAUCACUAAGAUCCCCCACGAAGUGUUCACUUACGAUUUGAAAGAAGACGACACCGUCACUGUGCCGCAACACAAAGUGGAGAACGAAGACCUGAUCUACCCUUAUCUUUUGGUCAACAUUGGUCUGGGGGUGUCGAUGAUCAAAGUCACCGGUCCCGGCCCUCAAGGGUUUGAACGUAUCGGUGGUUCUUCGCUUGGUGGCGGUACCCUUUGGGGUUUGCUUUCGUUGUUGACUGACGCCGAGGACUACAACGAAAUGUUGGAGAUGGCUCUGCGCGGGGACAACGCCAACGUUGAUUUGCUUGUGGGUGACAUUUACGGCACCCUGUACAACAAGAUCGGGUUGAAGCUGACCCACAUUGCUCUGUCGUUCGCCAAAGUGUUUAAGAAAUUGAGAUUCUCCCAGCGCAAGUUCACCGCUGCCGAAAAGCUCGAGCAGUUCCGCCAAGAAGAUAUCGCUCGGCUGUUGCUUUAUCUGAUUUCCAACAACAUCGGUCAGAUCGCCUACUUGCAAGCGUGCCGGUUCAAUUUAAAGCGGAUCUACUUCGGCGGGCUGUACAUCUCGGGCCACAAGCAGACCAUCCACACCUUGUCAUACGCGGUGAACUUCUGGCUGAACGGCGACAUGCAGCUGUACUUCCUCCGCCACGAGGGCUACUUGGGCUCGGUGGGGGCGUUCCAGAUGGGGCCCACCACCGACGCCGACGCCGACGUCGGCACCCCUCACAUUGAAUGCGAGCGGGUGCCCAACGAUUUAGUUCACAGCAUCCUGUAG
Messenger RNA from Diutina rugosa, 1428 nucleotides. Its product is annotated as pantothenate kinase. Gene Ontology annotation, cellular component: cytosol; nucleus. The coding region runs from base 1 to 1428 and encodes 475 amino acids. The record is from RefSeq and is a predicted model, not a curated record. The transcript has a single exon. Lineage: Eukaryota; Fungi; Ascomycota; Pichiomycetes; Serinales; Debaryomycetaceae. Gene Ontology annotation, biological process: coenzyme A biosynthetic process. Gene Ontology annotation, molecular function: pantothenate kinase activity; ATP binding.